Molecule: messenger RNA, 279 nt
Organism: Acanthoscelides obtectus
Lineage: Eukaryota; Metazoa; Arthropoda; Insecta; Coleoptera; Chrysomelidae
Source: the annotation of a GenBank genome assembly
AUGUAUGAGAACCCCUUCUCCUCAGCCGCUGGCCUAGUCCUUCGACCGCUCCGCUGUACAGCUGUACGCAUCGAGGGCGUGCCCCACUCCCAAGUAUCACUAUCGACCGCUAGAGGGCUGUGUCAUCCUCGCCGACGUCAAUGUACUGUCAGCGAAAGAGAAAGGAAACGGGAUAGGCGUCAGUGGUCGCAAGCAAGACGCCGCGCAGCCACAGCGUGUGUGCCAAGCAAAAAAACAAAAAGCAACUGUUUUAUUAGUGAUGGUGUAGUGGACCAGUGA